Molecule: messenger RNA, 8448 nt
Organism: Stegostoma tigrinum
Lineage: Eukaryota; Metazoa; Chordata; Chondrichthyes; Orectolobiformes; Stegostomatidae
Product: aminopeptidase N-like
Exons: 20
Coding region: 150-3041 (963 amino acids)
Biological process (GO): peptide catabolic process; proteolysis
Cellular component (GO): cytoplasm
Molecular function (GO): peptide binding; metalloaminopeptidase activity; zinc ion binding
Source: RefSeq, a predicted model, not a curated record
CCAAAACUAUGCAGAUUCCUAGUCAGAUGGAUGUUGGCCCGAAUGGGAUCAAGUUCAGUCCUUUCCCAUCACGGCAUUGCGAGCCCUCCACUAACAUGUGAAGGAAGUCAGCAGGAGGGGAGAGCGCAACAGGGACCCGGGGACCAGAGAUGGGGCCAAAAUCCACCUCUGGCUUUUAUCUCAGUAAGAAGGCAGCUGUGUUUUUCGCCUUGCUCAUCUUGGCGUUGCUGGUGAUUUCAACUGUCUUUGCAGUUCUUUACGCCAGGCUGAGGGCUGAGAAAACCCAAGAGGUCGCCCCUACGACCCAGGAGCCCCCCAGCAUCAGCAGCUCGAUGCUGCCCGUAGCUGAACGCUAUGGGCCAUGGAACCAUUCCCGUUUGCCGAGCAGCCUGCUCCCCAUCCAUUACCAGCUGGAGCUGUGGCCAAAGCAGGUGCAGCCCGGCAAGGACCAGCAAUACUUUUUAACCGGCCAGGUUAAUGUGACAGUGAUGUGUCUAGAGGAGACCGAGGUGUUCCUGAUUCACAGCCAAAACCUCAAUUACUCCGGGCUGAGUAUCACUGCUGCCGGCCGCACUCCUCAGCUGGACCCUCUCCCUGCUCCCAACAUUCAAGAGAUCUGGCUUGAAGUUAACAAUGACUAUCUGGUGAUCGAACUGGACGGGAAACUGGUGCCGGGACAGGAGUACAUUCUGCAAAGCAACUACAGCGGGCAGCUGGACCAGGAGCUGAACGGACUCUUCUUCAGUCACGACCCUCAACGGCAGCACCAAAAAAUUGUCAUUGCAUCCUUGUUGGAACCAACACAUGCCCGGUCAGUUUUCCCAUGUUUCGAUGAACCUGCUAUGAAGGCAACUUUUGACAUCAGACUUGUGAACCGCCCUGAGUUUGUAGCAAUUUCUAACAUGCCAGCAAUUGAUGUUUCUGAAAGACUGGACGAGGAUGGUAGAUGGAAAGUUACAACAUUUAACACCACUGUGAAGAUGUCUACCUAUACAACUGCUUUUGUUAUUUUUGACUAUGAUUACAUUAACACAACUUAUAAUGACAUAGAGAUUCGUGUGUGGGCAGAUAAAACAGCCAUAUCAAAUGGUGAAGCUGAAUAUGCAUUAAAUAUUACAGGCCCAAUACUCUCAUACUUUGAAAAGUAUUAUGAUGUGAAUUAUCCUCUCCCCAAAUUGGAUAUUGUAGCUUUGCCUCACUACGGAGCAGAGGCAAUGGAAAAUUGGGGUCUGCUGCUAUUCCGAAAGAAUUCGUUGUUGUCUGAUCCAAAGAAGGAAUUAUCUGAAAGAUUAGCCAUAUCUUCAAUAAUUGCACAUGAGCUGGCACAUCAGUGGUUUGGAAACCUGGCCACGAUGAGAUGGUGGAAUGAUUUAUGGCUUAAUGAAGGAUUUGCGUCAUACUUUGAAAACCUUGAAUUUUCUUCCGAAAAUCAUGUGGAAAAAUUGGAACAUAAAUACCCAAUUCAUUUGAAAUAUCUAGUGUUCCAAAGUGAGAGGCAUGUUCCUUCACAUUCUUUGUCAAUGAAGAAAGAAGAUAUUCAAACGUUUGACAAAAUCAUGGAAAUGUUCAGCGACAUCACAUACAUCAAGGGUGCAUCCAUCAUCCACAUGAUCUCCAACUUUAUGACAGAGGAGCUGUUUGCAAAAGGGCUCAGAUCAUACCUCAAGGCCUUUUCCUAUUCAAAUGCUGAGACAGAUGACAUGUGGCAUCAUUUGCAGAUGGCCAUAGAUAGUCAGGAUGUUAUUAAACUGCCAGCAUCAAUAAAAUCCAUCAUGGACACAUGGACAGUGCAGGAAGGAUUACCUACUAUAACAGUUAAUACAACAAGUGGCACUGUAAAACAGGACUACUUUGAAAAAACAGAGGAAAACAGAAAUUCAAACUACUCAUGGUAUAUUCCUAUUUUCUGGAUGAAGAAUGGAUCAAUGCAGCCACUUAUCUGGUUUGAUGAGGAACAUAAAACAUACCCUGAGAUAAAACGCACCACAGAAGAAGAAUGGAUUCUGCUGAACAUCAAUAUAUCCAGCCUCUGUAGAAUUGUCUAUGAUGAUUCAAAUUGGCAGCAGCUAAUUCACCAACUAAACAAAGAUCCAACAGUUAUCCCAAGUUCAAGCAGAAUACAACUAAUCAGUGAUGCAUUUGACCUAGAAACGACUGGAAAUAUUGACAUCCGAACUGCUCUGAGUAUAACUACUUAUCUUGCUAAGGAACAGGAUAAUAAUGUAUGGACUGUAGCCUUUAUUUACUUAAGCAGGCUUGAAAUAGUAACAAAGACCACCUAUACAUUUGGGCUUUACAAGAAAUAUAUUUUCAGUCGAAUUGUUCCAUUUUAUUAUCAUCAAAUGAAAUUGAUGAAUGAAGAUUUCAAUAAUAUUCAUAAUAGCAGUGUUGAAAAAACAAUAUUCAUUAGAACUCUUAAAAAAUUGCAUCUACUUGAUCUAAAGGAUUUCAUGGAUCGCGCAACAGAUCUUUAUUCACAACUGAUGAGUAACCCAGCUAACAAUACAAUUCCAAAUUAUGUCAGACGGUAUAUUUACUGUGAGGCCAUUAGAGCUGGCACUGAAAAAGAAUGGAACUUUGCAUGGACGCUUUACCAGAAUUCAUCACAAGAUGAUGAAGGAUUACUGUCUGCAAUGGGUUGUAGUCGAGAACCAUGGAUUCUAUCUAGAUAUUUGCACUAUACUCUGGAUGAGUUAACAGUCUCUCAGAAGCAUUCAUAUAGAGUUUAUCAGUCGGUUGCAGAAAAUCCAAUUGGUUGGCCUUUAGUAUGGAACUUCUUAAGAGCAAACUGGAAUAGUAUUAAUACAAACUCUACCUAUUACCUUGAACUGAUAACUUUACUUCAAGUAGUUGGUGAAGGGCUCCUAACUGAUUUUGGAUUACAAGAGUUUGAAUUAUUCCUGAACAGUACCAUUGAUGAAGGAGAAUGGGCAGAUAUGGUUGAGCAGAUCAUCGAUCUCUCACAGGAUCUUUUGAAUUGGAAGAAGAAAAUUCACAUCGAAGUUCACAAUUGGUUAAGUGAACAUAUACUUGCAGACUAAAUCAGCACCAAAAUUCAGGAAUACAGUAAGGGUCCAUUCGCUUAAACAAAACUGUUAUUUUCUCAUGAAUCAAUCCCAACCACCUAAUUUGCACUAUAGCUUUCACGUUUUCUUUCUCCAAAGGUCUCUUUAACUUAUUUGUGCUGAUAACUUCAAUCACCUUUCCUGUUAAGGCGACUGCGCAAUUCUAGUAUUAGUUGAGAGUAGCAGAUAUGCUUGACUUCUAUUCCAGAUAUAAAAGCUCAAUUUUAACUUGUUCACCAGUAUGUAUUCCUCACUUCAAUAAAGAAAAACAAACUGGCACAAACAUUAUUUGGCAGAAUGUUACUGGCCCUGGAGAGGUAGGAAUUGAGGUGGCUUGGGGAAGGCUUUGUAUGUGGAAUGUGGCUGCACUAGGUCAGCUUCUUGUUGUCUUCCCACCUUCAAUGAAUGUUACCAGAUGCUGACAGCAGGAACCAUCAGCAGUUGACAGAUUACCAACAAUUAUUUAAUGACAAACUGACAAUUGUUUCACUGCAUUUUCCAACCGCUUGGAGCCAUCCGUGUAGCAGCUGAGGAAUUUGAGGAAGCUGUCAGACAUGGUUGAGGAGCGUUCAUGGAGACAAUGUGGCAGCUUUGUGGUCACAACAAAGGCUUUUCAUUCAAGGUGUGUACAAUCAAAGGAAAAGCUUCAUAGAGAUGUCCAAGUACAAAUGCAAUAUGCUGGAGGAGGAGUUGAAGCCAAUGGGAAGUGAUGGACAUCCAGCGCCUGUAACUUUAAAGGUGAUGUUUGUACUUAAAAGAUUUUGCUCGUGAUUCAUUCCUGGUGCCAUGUGGCUCCAUCAGUUAGCAGCCCUUUGCUGCAAAAAUCGCACAUGCCAUGAGGCUGACCCAUAUAUCCAGUUCACAAUCAAUAGGACCAGUCAGGCCUAGACAGGAGUUACUUUGGGGCUCUGGCUGACAUUUCCUCAGGUGCAUCAAAUUAUUGGCUGUCUUCAUGUAGUCAUUAAAGCUACCUCAGAAUCUGUGAACAGGAAAGUUUUUAUAGUUUGAAUUAUUCCUGAACAGUACCAUUGAUGAAGGAGAAUGGGCAGAUAUGGUUGAGCAGAUCAUCGAUCUCUCACAGGAUCUUUUGAAUUGGAAGAAGAAAAUUCACAUCGAAGUUCAUUUGUUCAAAUCAUUUGUGAUCACUGUGACGGAUCAGGCAUGUCCCCAGUGCCUCAGUUGUUCAGGCCAGCAUGCCUUCAUGCUGACUGUAGGGGACGAGGAUUAUUCCCUGAACUCACAGCUUCUGACCCCUGUACACAACCUGAACACAAGUCAGAGGACAUAUAAAACUUCCAUCAUAUGACUACAAGGGCCUCCAUCAAGUAGGUCAUUGGCCUCUUGAAAGGUUUAAAUGUCUCUGAAGACAUCAAGAAGACAUUUGUUUCAACUUCAAGGAUAUCCGGUACAUUGCAGAACCUGUUACUCCAUUGGGAGUAGGGCUAGGCACUGAGUGAGCCCCAUCCUUUCAGGAAGAGGGAGAUAAAAACGAGGUGCACCAAUAUAUGUCAACUGAGGGGCCCAGCACAUAGGUUAGUGACAUGCACAGCAGGAUGGAUUUAUGAUUCUUUGAUCACCAGGCAUUUCACUUUAGGACAAGUGCAUCAGAAAUACUUUGCACCUCUCUAUAACAUGGUCGUAUAUGUAAAUUCUAUCAACACAGAUGCUUAGGAUGCCCUUAAUAUUACAUACCAUCCAAUGAUUUGAUUCCACAUCAGGUCACUAUAAACUGUUGUUUAAAAUUAAAAAUGUGAGCCUUUAUACAUUGAAUGCCAAGCACUUUAACUCUCAUUAAAUAUGAAGUGCUACUGCAGUUAACUAAUUAUUCUCAUCCGGUCAAAAUAUAAGUGUAAGUUCCCCCAUCCAAUCACGCAUUCACUUGCAAACAUUUCUAUCAGUGUUACUGCUGCACCAGAUGCUGACGAGAUGUUGCCUGCUGCCUUUCUUGCUCCAGUGCAUUAGCUGGCAGUAGUUUGCAACUUUGGGGGCCUCUCACAUUAGAGUCACCUGUAUCUGCGCAGGUUUCACAUCAGUCAUCAGACCAGCAUGCAGCUUUUAUAUCAUCAUCAAAUGGCCAAGGAUCUACCUUUGAUGAUCAAAGCACUUUGUAAUGAGCCGCUAUUACCUUCUGCUUGCCCUCCCUGAGCCUUUUCAGAUCCCUUGAGUCUUAAUUGUUUGGUUUCAAUGCCUGCCAGCAGUAAUGCCUCUGACCCCUCACCUCAGCCCACUCCGCAGGAUCAGGCAGCAUUACGAGCAUUCAUGCAAAGCCCAUUGCAGUGCUUUGUUCCAUGUACAUUUCCAUGAGGGUUAUCAUUUCUGAUUGGAAAUUCACAGCCUCUGUAAACUCUACAGAUUUCCCACUGUUGCUGAAGCAUCGACUUCUUUGCUGAUGAUACCCGGGGCUUGUCAUCUACACGGAGCUGUGCACUAGUGGAUCUCUUCUCAUUUUAGCAGCUACACCUGCCACUGCCUCCGCUUCUCAUCCUGCAUGUUUGUGCUGACCAAAUUGUUAUGCCCAUUCCACACUUUACAGCACUUCUAUCCUGGUCAUUCUAAGAAAGUGUAAAUGUGUAGCAUAGUGCCACUGGGAGGGUAUGGUGUAGCAGCCAUUCAGCAAUCUGAAUGUAGCAGUCACCCAUCGCUAAUCAUAUAGUUUAAAGAACUGGGCUCCUCAUAUAGAUUUUGGUGCUUGCUGUUGCCUCUUAUCCCAGCCCAUGUAUCCUGGGUAAUUUCUAAUUCAUGCCUGGGCUUCAAUUUUCCCAUGUUAAAUGGUUCUCACUCUUUCAAACUGCAGCAGGUAAUUACGUUUCUUCCAGCACAGGAUCUGUGUUCUUUCAACAUCCAUUUCAGUGCUUAUGCAGCAACUCCAGGUAUGCUUUCUGGUUGAGACCAGCUGCCUUCUCUACUCAACUGCUGGAAUCAGAGCCUGAAUCUUGGAGCAACCCCAAAAGUUGAAAACCCAAUUCCUUUACUGUUAUACUGAAUUUUCUUUGCUGUUCUCUUCUGUUAACAUUGUCUACAAUUAAAUGAGCAGGGCUACACACAGUAUCUUAGAUGCAUUGAUCCAUGCCUUAAAUUGCAACAAAAUUACCUCUUUUAAUCAUGCAACAUCCAGAAUUUUGCCAUUUUAUCUGCAGUUGUGCAUUCUACUUAUUGUUUCUUAUAUUUAUCAAUUAUAAUUCCAAAGCAUCUUUUUCUUGACAGCACUCUCCAUUUCACAUACGUUCAUUCUUUAGAUUCUUGGUCUUGUAUAAACCAGUUCAAAAUUUAAUUGAAUCUAUUGUGUACAGGUUAAAAUCAUUCUGACUCUGACAAAUAUUUUCUUCAUCCAUCGCCCCAGGUUCUUGCCACCUCCAGGGUUCUCUUCCUUUUCUAUUGCAAGAUUCCAAACCUACCUUUCCCUGUAAACUCCAGCAGUUAGCCACAUGGGACUGCCUGCAGUCCCAGUGGUGACCAGUGAUCCCAGUGGUGCUACUGGAACUAGAGCUGCCAGCCAAUCAAAGGUGGCAGUGUUUCCCAAGUGUGUGAUUGAAGCUCUGCCUCCAGCCAAUUAAAACACCAGCCAGUGUUCCUAGCUGCGAGGCAGUAGGCAUCAAUAGGGGCAAAGAUCUAGUCUUUUCUUUUUUUUAAAUACAACUUUCCAUCUAGCAGUAUAUAUAUUUCUUAGUUUAUAGCCUUAUAAUAAUAUAAAUGUGUUGAAUGUUUUCUGAAAAUCUGAGUAAAUGCUAUCAACAUAUUCAUUUUGAUCUCUGUGCCAUUAAUUUCUUCUAAAGGUCCCAGCAGGUUAAAUAAGGAAUAUCUCUGCUUUCAUAAUCAAUAGUAAAUUGUACUUUGUCAAGUUUCCAGCAACCAGAGGUUAUAUUUCACUUGCUUCUUUUGUUUUCAUCGAAGAACAAAACCGAUGUUGUCCAUUUUACAAAUGCAUUUAUUUAUUGCCCUGCUUAAUAGAAGAAACCAUAUUCGAAAAAUUACAUUAGUAAACAAAUACUUAGUGUUACAUGGCCAUGAAAUUCCCAUAAGCCUUGCCUACCAGGAGCUACCAGCCUCUGUUUGCGCAACAGAGAAUCAUUAUGUGGCUGCACCCAAGAUGACAGGAGCUGCUUCCUGUAUUACACUCACCCAAGACCCAGGAUCAAAAAUUGAUCAGGCACUUGCAAGAAAUGGUGGGUGGGUGGUUGUAAAAUAGCUUUAUUGGCAGCAAGGGCAGGGGCAUGACUCUCAGCAAGAUCCCUCUCCCCAGUCUCCACAAUGCUGGCUUCCUCAAUCAUGCACUGAGUGCCUUGCAAUGGAAGACUCUCUCCAGCCUCCCCUAGAAAUCUCCAAACAUCCUUGACUGGGUUUAUGUUCUGAAUUUGCAUUUAACAAGCACCCCACCCAUCUUCCUGUUUGAUUAGAUGCUCUUCCUGCCACCAAACCCACCAUUCAAGAGGAUAUUAAAUUUCCUGUAGUUUGAAAACUGCUUUCCUGCUACUUACUUUAUAUUUUCUACCUCUUUCUUGUUGUUAGAAUAUCCCAUUGUUCCUAGUGUGCAUAUCACUGGCAGAGCUUUGCAAUGUAGCAAGGAACCGAGGGGUAUUUUUAGCAUUGGCCAAUUGUACAAAUGGGGAGAUAUCAGAUUGACCACUGUUACACACUUCUCCUGAUUUAUGUGUCCUAGAAGUCUAGAGAGAAGAAAAUUAAUGACAUGUAUAACAGGCAAUUGAUCUAUGUCAGCUUGUUUACACAUUCACCAAAAGUUAAACUUACCUGCCUCAUCAAAAAUAUCCCUGAUUCAUUACUUCUAAUUUUCUGAUAUGCUGUUUGCCACAUGCAAUAUCUACCAGUGGUGUGGAGUCUCAGAAAAUGUAUUUAAUUCAGCUAUCUUUUCUUUCUAUUCCUGAAAAAAUGAAUAUGAAAUAAGAGUUGAAUAACUUUACUGUUUGCCCAAUCAUUUUGUAUUUUGUUUACCAAAUGUAUAAAUGAAAAAUCUUUAUCUUUACUUGAGGUAUUCCCUUAAUAGUAAUUUUGAUGUUUCAUCUGCCAAAUUUCUUUCACUUGUUUUUGCAUGUUUUUACAGUAUACUUAUACAGUAUGAUAUGCUGAACAAGCACCAAGAAACAUUGAAUUAAAAUUCACUUCAAAUUGUAUCUUUAUUGUAUUUUUAUUAUCGAAGACAUUGUAUCUUCUUGAAAUUCUGUCCAGGAAGUGAUUUUAAAAGUAUAUUUAUUGAGCACCCACAAUUUAUACUGUUGAUGAAUGGUUUUUCAAUCUUAGGACUCAAUAAUAGGUACGGUAUCUAUUGUAAUUAAAGUAUUUUAACAAAGUAAAAUAUUACUGACAAAAAGUUCAGUUUAUAAAGUGUCAUUUUUGUGCACAUAAUAGCUAAUGUUCAUUUACAAAAUAA